UCUAUAAAUAGAUCUCCAAGUAAAGUAAUGCAUCUCAACCAAGCCAAGCCAAGCCAUCCCAUCAUCAAAAACCUAACAAUUGAAAUGAAGUCACUCUCCAUCUUCCUCCUGAUUGCCCUCUCCUCCACACUCGCCAACGCCGCCACCUUCACCAUCCGCAACAACUGCCCCUACACCGUCUGGGCUGCCGCCUCCCCAGGUGGCGGCCGCCAGCUCAACAGCGGCCAAACCUGGAUCCUCAACAUAGCCGCGGGCACAGCGGGAGCCAGAAUAUGGCCGAGGACCGGAUGCUCCUUUGAUGGAGCCGGUCGAGGCCGGUGCCAGACAGGCGACUGCAAUGGGCAGCUGGUGUGCAGCGGCUACGGCUCGCCCCCAAACACGCUUGCAGAGUACGCGCUGAACCAGUUCAACAACCUUGAUUUCUUCGACAUAUCAUUGGUCGACGGAUUCAACGUGCCCAUGGAGUUCAGCCCUAACUCCGGCAGUUGCAGCCGUGGGAUUCGGUGCACCGCUGAUAUCAACGGGCAGUGCCCGAACCAGCUGCGGGCGCCGGGAGGGUGCAACAACCCAUGCACGGUGUACAAGACCAACCAGUACUGCUGUAACACAGGGCCGUGUGGGCCCACCGAUCUCUCGAGGUUUUUCAAGCAGAGGUGCCCUGAUGCCUACAGUUACCCAAAGGAUGAUCCCACAAGCACUUUUACCUGCCCCGGUGGGACCAACUAUAGGGUCGUCUUCUGCCCAUGAGCAUCACCCUCACAAAUUCUAUGUAUCCCUAAAUAACUUUCCUCACGGAAUUAAUAAAUAAAUAAAUAAGGCUUCUACUUA
Molecule: messenger RNA, 828 nt
Organism: Salvia splendens (bonfire salvia)
Lineage: Eukaryota; Viridiplantae; Streptophyta; Magnoliopsida; Lamiales; Lamiaceae
Product: thaumatin-like protein
Exons: 1
Coding region: 28-747 (239 amino acids)
Source: RefSeq, a predicted model, not a curated record